AGGAAAAAGAAGAAGAAACUAGAGAGAACAUGAACUCAGUGUGCAUCUCUAGCUGCAUCAACGAUGCACGUGACACGCGCGUGCCGGUUCGUACCACGUACGUGAAUCUCUAUAAGUGGCCUGAGUCCGACGCCGAGUUCGUCCGCUCUGUCGGCCGUGGAGGUGGCGUACCGACGGCGCGUGUCGUGGAUAGCAUCUCUUGCCGGCAGAUGUAUCUCCGGAGCUACACGUUCUCACGGGAAGAUGACGACAAGAGCAAAUCCGAGAAAGUGACGUCAGCGAGACAGGCGUCGUGUCUAGGGAGGGUUAAGGAAACGGCUGCGUCGUCGUUCCGGAGGGGGAAUAAGGAGGAAAAUGACGUCAUCGUUGACAAGUCCAAACUGCGUCGUCGUCGUGAGAAGAGGAGAGUUGGAAGGAAGAAGAGAGAACAGGCUUGUUCUGUUAUGUUCAGGUUUUUUCGAAAGUUACUUCUGUCUUGUGCUGCUACCGUAGAUGUUGUUGAUCCAAACUAAGCUUUUUUAUGUUCAAUUUGGGUUUUUCUCCUUUGUUUUAAGAGUAUUAAUUAAUUAUUUUCUGUUCUUUUUAUUUCGGUUUGUAUUUAUACUUGUAGUAUAUAUAUAUAUAGAA
Molecule: messenger RNA, 627 nt
Organism: Eutrema salsugineum
Lineage: Eukaryota; Viridiplantae; Streptophyta; Magnoliopsida; Brassicales; Brassicaceae
Exons: 1
Coding region: 30-512 (160 amino acids)
Source: RefSeq, a predicted model, not a curated record